Molecule: messenger RNA, 1379 nt
Organism: Amaranthus tricolor (Joseph's coat)
Lineage: Eukaryota; Viridiplantae; Streptophyta; Magnoliopsida; Caryophyllales; Amaranthaceae
Product: ras-related protein Rab7-like
Exons: 7
Coding region: 251-901 (216 amino acids)
Cellular component (GO): vacuolar membrane
Molecular function (GO): GTPase activity; GTP binding
Source: RefSeq, a predicted model, not a curated record
UUUUAAGCCAUUGCUCCCCAUCUUAGCUUGUUCAUACCAACCAAUCCAUAAAGUUACCCUCUUUUUUUUUUUUUGCUUUUUAAUAUUUAAUAUAUUUAAUAAUAAAUAUCAUCACCUUCCAUUUAUUUCCUUCAUCUUCUUUGUUUUCAUAAGCUUAAACCUACCUAGCCCAUCAAUAUAUACAUACAACUAUAUUUUAAAAUAUAUAUACAUAAAUAUAUAUAUUUAGUUAUAUACAUAUAUAUAUAAUAUGACGUCGCCUUUGCAAAGAACAUUGCUUAAGGUUAUAGUGCUUGGUGAUAUUGCGGUUGGGAAGACUUCUCUAAUUACAAGAUACGUGCACAAAAAGUUCAAUCAGCAAUACAAAGCAACAAUUGGAGCAGAUUUUGUGACGAGAGAGUUGCAAAUUGAUGGCAAACUAGUUAGCCUCCAGAUUUGGGACACAGCUGGACAAGAAAGGUUUCAGAGUUUAGGACCUGCAUUUUUCAGAGGAGCAGAUUGUUGUGUGUUAGUGUAUGAUGUAAAUGUCCAGAAAUCCUUUGAAGCCCUUCAAACAUGGCGAGAUGAGUUCAUUAAACAGACGGACAUUCCAGACCCAAACAAGUUCCCAUUCGUGAUCAUUGGAAAUAAGAUUGAUCAAGAUGCUGGAGCAAGUCGCGUGGUUAAAGAGAAAAGAGCAAGAGAGUGGUGUGAAUCAAUAAAAUCAGGGCCAUUAGGUACUGAAAUUCCAUACUAUGAGACUUCUGCAAAGGAAGAUGUUAAUGUGGAAGAUGCCUUUUUUAACAUUGCUAAAGCUGCACUCUCUCAUGAUCGUUCCCAAGAAUUAUACUUUGAAAGUAUAACCGAGACGGGUUCUCUUUCGGAAAUAGUUGAACAACAGAGCAGAGGAUGCCCCUGUUAAAUUAACAAUUCAUUAUCCAAUUUCAUAAAUGUUAUUUAAUUCUUUUUAAUUUAUUUGUACAAAAUCUACUUGGUGCACCAUAAUCCAAAGUAAAACUAAAAAUUACGGAGAUUUUAUGUCAUGGUUAUUGUAUUGAUCUUGUUAAUUCUUGUGAGUCUUAAGGGGAGGUUGUAAGUGAUUUAUUUUGUAUUUGAACAUGUAAUUCCUUGUGUUGGAAGGUGAGUAACCCAAAAAUAAUAGCAACUUCUUUGAGAUUUUAUUGAAUUUUUUUUUUUAUAGAUAAUACAUGUCCUUUUGAUUUUUUUUUAAUGAGGGAGUAUCAAACUCUAUUAUCUCCGGCUAGUCUCUUGAGAUACCGUCUCUUUGAGAGACGUAUCUUAAGCUCAGCCUAUUAAAGACAAAUGUCUACUUAUUGUAUUCUUAAUGCCUACUUAUAUUAUCCUAAAUGCUUACUUACUGUAUCUUUAAUGCCUAAUUU